Drosophila sulfurigaster albostrigata is the source of this 1916-nucleotide messenger RNA. RefSeq lists its product as uncharacterized. Lineage: Eukaryota; Metazoa; Arthropoda; Insecta; Diptera; Drosophilidae. The record is from RefSeq and is a predicted model, not a curated record. The transcript has 3 exons. Bases 108 to 1733 code for a protein of 541 amino acids.
GUAUUGUCUCAGACGCCGAGCAACUAGAACAAUAAGAAAUUUAAAAUAAAAGCUAAAAGUACGAAAACAAGUUCGGUGAUUGACUGAUUGAGGAGUGUGUGUUUGUGAUGGCUUUUGUGGCACGCAACGAUCAGCAUGGCAACGAAAUAAUGCGCGUUAUGCUCUCCCCUGAGCCGGGCAAACGAACAGUUGCCACCUGCCAGAAUCUGUGCAUCAAUUGUGUGCCAUCUCAGCCGUUGGAUGCCGACGCCGACACAAGUGAUGGACGCUUUGAUCAUCGACAACGCUUUCAUCCUUAUGCUGUGGAUGCAGAGCCAAGCGAGAUAAUCGAAGCCCAGCGGGAACGCAACGAGACCCAACAGCAACCGCAACUGGAGUCGAUGCAACAUCACAAUGCUGACGAGUCAGCGUCUUGGCAUACGGACGAAAUCACUGCGCAUAGCACUCUGGUUAAUCCCAUCAAAGUGUCGCUGGAAAAGCCUGCCGAAAAGCGACGCGAUUUUCACUGCUGGCUGGCGGCCAAAAAUGAGGCGCAGCAGCGUGAGUCGCAGGAUCGUCGCCUUGCCGCCCAGCAGGAGGAUCAACGAGCCGCGGAGCGAGCGCGUCUCGCAACGCAGCAAUUCGAAGAGUGGUGCGUGACGAAAUCGACGCAAAUGCGACGCGCCAAAUCCGAUCUGAGUUCGGUGCAGCAAACAACGCCAUCUCUGACAAAUUCACAAUCAAGCGAAGCGCAGCAGCAACAGCGACACAACGAAUGGGAACGCGGCAAGUUGGCUGCGCUGAAGGCGCAACGCGAAGAGCGUGAGGCAAAGGACAAGCAGCAACAGUUGCUCGAAAGUACGCGACGCGAACGCAAUGCGGAGGCUGUGGAGCAAUGGAUGGAUGCGUCACGCUCCAGGCCACGCCCCGUGCCGAUGGGCAAGGGGCUGGACUCGCUGCGGGCGAGCAUGGCGCCGCUGUACACCAAUCCAAACGAAUGGCAAACGCUGUUGCCGCAAACAAGCAGACGACAGCAACCACAACAGGAACAACCACAGCAACCACAACAAGAACAGCAACAACAGCAACAACAGCAACAUCGCACAGGGCCCGACUAUGAGCGACUUGAGCGCUUGGCGCAGCCACGAAGACAAUUGAAUGCUUCGCCUCCAGGUGCAGCUGUUAGUCUGAAGACGCAGCCAGAGUUGCGACGACAAUCGAGUGCACCGGAAGCUGAUUGGCUGUCGGUAUCCAGCGAGACGCUGCAUGCAACCCUAGCGGAGCCGCGUGGCAAGCCAAUUAUCUGGAGCAAUCGGAAUGCGCAGCGAGUGCGUGAAUUGCGUGAAGUUCUCAAUCCACUCGAUGAGCCAGUGCCACGUCAACUGCGCGACGAUCAGCUGGAAAAGUUGCGACAGCAACAGAAUAUCCAAAACACCAAAGUCUUGCCUCGCAAAUAUCAAAUGAAACGCGAACAGUUGCGCGAGAAACUCAAACCUUGGGUCGAGGCUGGCAAACUCCAACCGGACAGAGGUGCACUCACCUAUCGCAUGGCCAACAAUAACAACAACUCCAAAGUGGAGACAACGGCGACAACCGUGCAGCGAUCCGAGCAUCAUCAUCAUCAUCAUCAAGCAGCAGCAGCAGCCACUUCUCUCAGUUCGGUGCAGCGCACCAGAAGCAAUGAAAUGGAGGAAAGACAGUUGAAGCAAUUGCGCGAUUCAAAAACUUCGUCAAAGUCGAGACCUUGGCGUUAAUCGCCAGUUUAUAUAUAUAUUUUAAUAAUCAUCGAACACACUUCACUCCUAUAUAUUUUGUAAUUCUUACUUAGCUCUGUUUUGAAGGCGUUCGUUUAGUUUUUGUUAUUUUAUUUUCGUGCAUAUUUAUUUAAAUUUUAACUGUAAGCUCCUAAAAAUUAUAAUGCCAAAAGCAAUUGCGUU